ACUUACAGAUCACAGUGCUUUAUUUGGCAGAAAAGACAGUAAAGUAGCAUGGUCUGUCACACUUGCGCAGCAUCUCCUGUCGAAGCUAGCAGUCAAUAGUACCUACACUAUCGAUUCAGGCCCAGGACCAACAUUGCAAGGAGCUACAAGAAAGUGUUUCUGUGAAUUGAAGGAUGAGAUGGUAGGAAAAGUUGGAGAUACAAGCUAUGGUUGUUUAAAAGGAUGGCAUGGAAAAUCGGACAUCAUAAUGAAAGAUCUUCCAGUAUCUCUAUUUUUUGGUGAUGAUGAUGUUAAAGAAGAUGAUGAUCAUCAUCAUCAUCAUGAUGUUACAUGUGACAAUCAAUCAGUUUCUUCACUUGAAGAGAAAGUUGCAGACAAUUUUGUAAAAAAAGAUGUUAAUCAGAUCUUGGCGCAGACAAUUGUUUUUUCAUUUUUAAAACAAAAACUGAACAGAGAAAAACUGGAAAAUUACAUGAUACCUGGUGUAGGAAUCAAAUCAAAGCAUUUUAUGGUUUGCUUUUUUGAUACAGAAAAUGAUGUUUUAUUGCAAUCUAAACCUGUAGAACUGUUUGAAGGAAAAAGUAUACGCACUUUAGCUGUUUUAUUUCUCUGGCUGACUCUUAAUUACAGAAUCUUUUGUUCAGGAAUAACCCAUGAGAUGAAAGAGAAACAUUCUGAUUUCAUAAUAAAACUUCGAGAUGACCUUCACAUAUACCAGGAUGAAGUUAUGAGGCCAGUGAAUGUACCAUGUAUAACACAACAAGAGCUGUAUCCCUGGGCAAUGGAGCCAGUGACUUCAGAAUUCAGAGUCAAGCCAUCCUUAAGAUACAGGAAUGUGCUGACUUAAGUGCA
This is a messenger RNA of Ruditapes philippinarum (Manila clam), 852 nucleotides long. RefSeq lists its product as uncharacterized. The transcript has 2 exons. Bases 179 to 847 code for a protein of 222 amino acids. The record is from RefSeq and is a predicted model, not a curated record. Lineage: Eukaryota; Metazoa; Mollusca; Bivalvia; Venerida; Veneridae.